CCCCGGGCCGCGCUCUGACAAAACCUAAUUUUCAUCCUUCACAUCCACCUCGACCUAAUGGCACCACCCGUUCACACCGAACUCUCAUCAAGCGAUUCCGAAAAUGAGGCCCCAGAGGCUGUCUCUCUCUCUCAAACAAAAGAAGUUUCCAGAAGUCGCGAAAAGACACUUCGAGAGCAUCAACUAGCCGAACGGGAAAAGCAACGAGCGAAAAACAGGGAAAGAGAUCGUAUAUUGAAGGAGCAGGCUUUGAAGAGUAAAAAAAGAAAAGGAAAAGACACGGAGGACGGGGAAGAGCGUAACGAUGCAGAAACCAGAAUGCUACGAGCUAUGCAGCAAGCUGAAGAAGAAAGUGAGGAGGGUGAGGACUCGGAUGAGGAUGGUGAAAGUGGCGAGCUAGAUUUCGAAGUCGAGGACGUUCAGGAUGGGGAGGGCGAUGACGAAAGUUCUGAAAACGAAGGCGAGGAAGAUGAGCAGGACGACGUGGAGAUGGGUCAGGAUGAUUCAGAAAGCGAGUCUGAAGCGCUACACUCUAAUACUACCACAACACCCUCAAAAAGGUCCACCCGGCUGCCAGACCACGUAUUUAAGGCAGCAGCAACAACAGCAACUUCUUCGUCACGCAAGAAGUCAGUCCCGAUAAAGGACUCACCGAAAUCCUCGCAAAAGACAUCGCGAAGGCGGAAAAAAUCUAGUAGUAAAGGCCCUAAGGAGGCUGUUAUCGGUGGACGAACUGUAAAAGUCCUUGCAUCAGCAGAUGGCUUCCCUACUUCCUCCUCGUCGAUGGUGCCUUCUGCAAAAAUAAAAAGGUUCCUCGACCGUAGUCUUUCGCUUAAAGGUACCAAGUCAAAGAGUCGCGGUUGGGAACGUCGUCCAGUGAAUAUUGGAAGCAUGCGACGGCAAGGUCCAGUAGCAAAUUUUGUUCGGAAUUCGUAGGCCCACGUCUUGACGCUCUUACUUGUACCAUCUGGUAUCUGUGCCCAUCACGUUCCUUUGUCUGCUAGAAGGAGGCUUAGCGAAAUGACGUCCGACGUAUCAUGAUUCACAUCUACAGUAAUUAUACAAUGUUGCAUAAAUCGUACCACACUAAAUCUCUGCGACCAAAAAAGCUAGUUCUUCUUAU
Messenger RNA from Marasmius oreades (fairy-ring Marasmius), 1123 nucleotides. RefSeq lists its product as uncharacterized. The coding region runs from base 58 to 936 and encodes 292 amino acids. The transcript is spliced from 3 exons. The record is from RefSeq and is a predicted model, not a curated record. NCBI's taxonomy places the organism in Eukaryota, Fungi, Basidiomycota, Agaricomycetes, Agaricales, Marasmiaceae.